Tetrahymena thermophila SB210 is the source of this 1356-nucleotide messenger RNA. Its product is annotated as FAD-binding containing protein. Gene Ontology annotation, molecular function: D-arabinono-1,4-lactone oxidase activity; FAD binding. The transcript has a single exon. NCBI's taxonomy places the organism in Eukaryota, Ciliophora, Oligohymenophorea, Hymenostomatida, Tetrahymenidae. Gene Ontology annotation, cellular component: membrane. The record is from RefSeq and is a predicted model, not a curated record.
AUGUUCGGAACUUUUGACAGAUCAAAAAAAGGAGUUUACAACUGGAGCGGUACCAAUUUACUCGCUAACCAUAACUAGAUUGUUUCUCCUAGAAGUGAGGAAGAAAUCAUAGAUAUUCUCAAGACACCUAAUAUUAAGAUUCGUAUGAUCGGAAGCGGUCUUUCAUACGAGCCUUUGAACAGGGUAGAUCAAUAAGAUCAUGUUUUAAUGACUUUGGAAAACUAUAGAGGAUUUAUUUCUGAGACUGAUGAUACUGUAACUUUCAGAGCUGGUUCAGCUUUACAAGAAGUAUUCAGCUAUUUAAUUAAGUAGAACAAAAUGCUUCCCUCCAGCCCUGGUGUUAUUGGUAUUUAAACUCUCGCUGGAGCUAUAGCAACUGGUACUCAUGGUCAAGGUAUGAAGUAAGCAACAUUGGGUGACACUAUUGAAAGAUUAAAAGUAAUAACUGCAGAUGGAGAGAUUUUAAAUUUAGACAGAAAAAGUGAGCAUUUUGGCGCUUUCUUAAUGCACUACGGAAGUCUUGGUGUUGUAGUUGAAGUCACAUUCCGCACCAUCCCUAUGGAAAUUUUGACUUGCAAAAAAAUCACAACAAAUUUCGACACUCUCUGCAGCGUAUAUUCAUAAAUGAAUGAAAAGUCUGAUUAUGCAAAAGCCUGGUGGUUCCCUGAAAGCGAUGAUGUCCAUAUUUGGGAUGUAAAUAAAGCAAGCGAAGAAGAAUAAGAACUUUACUUCCAAAAUAACAGGGAAUUAACUUAAAUUAGCUAAUAGACUGACAACUAAUUGAACGAAGCAAUUGAUUAAAUUAUUUUAAAGAUGUCUUAUGAGACUUGCGAUGAUAAAUUUGAAGGUCGUUAAUUUGAAACAGUCCAACGUUUUAAGAGUGUUACUAAUGUAGUUGGAGAUAUCUAUUAAGUUUUUUGCAAAGGUAUUCCAGUUCCUUAAAUUAAUUGUGAAAUAGCAGUCCCCUUCGAGUAGAUUACUGAAGUCCUCCACGCUCUUAGAGACUGGUACAGAAAAUCUGAGCACAAGCCUCACUAUCCAUUCAUAUUGCGUUGCACUGGCGCCUCCGAAGCCUAUCUUUCUGGAUCAUAUAAUAGAAGAGUAUGCUGGGUUGGAUUCUUAGUAUAUCUUGCCAAGGACGGAAGUUUCAUCAAAGGAUCACUUGAAAUGAUGAAGGAAUUAUAAAUUAUCUUAGCAAAGUUCCAAGGCGUUCCUCAUCUCGGCAAGCAUUUCAUAAAAGAAAUCUUUGAUUUUGAAGCCAACUUACCCAAAUGGAAUACCUUUAAGCAACUUAGAAAAUAAUACGAUCCUAGCGGUAAAUUUGAAAAUGAAUAUUUAAAGAAUCUAUUUGCUUGA